Schistocerca americana (American grasshopper) is the source of this 2413-nucleotide messenger RNA. RefSeq lists its product as uncharacterized. The record is from RefSeq and is a predicted model, not a curated record. The transcript has 6 exons. Bases 178 to 801 code for a protein of 207 amino acids. Lineage: Eukaryota; Metazoa; Arthropoda; Insecta; Orthoptera; Acrididae.
CACCCCGCCGUGCGCGCUUGUCGCGGCUGUUUUUAUACUCCGGCCCCGCGCGGGCCGUUUCACAAGUGGAGCAGUCAGUGUGAGUAGAAGAGGAAUUCGUGAGGCCCUGCUGGAAUCUACAAGGAGUCUGCUGUCAAGAGCUACGUCCCCAUCACAAAACCAGAAAGAGUUGCAGUCAUGGCAGUUCUCAACCAGUGUUGCUGUGGAUGUUCCCUGAAGACGGGCACCAUCAUCAUUGCUGUCUUGUAUGUGAUUGCGAGCCUCGUGCAGAUUGCAACAACAGCGAACAGUUUGCACACCCAUCAGUAUGUUGAUGAAGAUCUACAUUAUUCCAUAGAUAACUUUAACAGCCUUAUACAUACAGAUGUUGAGAAGCAACUUAGAGAUACAGCUGAGAAAUUAGACAACGAUUUUGGACUGAAGGGCAGUGAUGGCAGUUUGACCAGGACAGUGAAUAAAGCGCUACCCUACAAGACUAAAGUUACUAAGACGCAGCUAAUAGUAACACUCGUGUUUGCUAUUAUCCAGGCUAUCUGUGGCAUACUUCUCCUCUUCGGAGCCAUUCAGGAAAAGGCUGGCAUGCUACUUCCAUGGGUGGUUGUGGAAACCCUGGUGGUCAUAGCAUCAACUGUCGUAGGCAUUAUCACAUGCAUUGCUCUCAUCGCAGUGGCUGAAACAGCUACUGCUGGCAUUAUUGCAGUUGUUUUUGUCGUCCUCUAUGUGUUGCUCAGUGUGUACUUCCUGCUGGUCGUGUACAGCUACUACCAGACCCUCCGUGAGAACCCACGGCGAUACGUUUGAAGAUCUGCUACUCUGGCAGGCAGACAGAGGAUGGUGUGUGCACCUUUGUAACGGAAGUGGAUGCAGUUGGGGGAGUUUAAGUCACUGUCACUUCUGCAAAAUGUGUUGCUGGUGAAAUUGCUUCAAACUCUCAGGUUUAUUCUUGUGUGCACCAUCAUUGGUUUUGACAGUGCAUCUGGAAUCCAGAUGCAACACUCAUUACACACAGUGCUUACAUUUCAUCAGCUUUACACCUCAGCCUCAACUUGCUGUUUCCAUUUACACAAAAAGAAAAUUUCUUAAAAAAUUCCAGAGACCAUUGAGAAGUACAAGAAUUCAUUUCACACUGUUUUCCAUAGAUUUUUGUAUAUAUGUCUCACCUGUUUUAUCAGCACACAGUCUGUAUUUUUAUGAUACAUGAUAUUAAAUUGCAGUCGUCAAAUAUCUCUUAAAAUCUGUACACAAGAAUGUACUCAAUUCUUCAGCUAAUUUUAAUGUGAUAGUAAGAAGUAGAUUUAAAACAAAUUUCAGAAUCAAAAUAGUAUCUUUGUUAAUAUGUUUUAAAAAUACGUUCUGUAACUUAAUUGACUGAGUUUUGUGUAGCAAAGGCUGCAAUCAAUUUUAGGAGAUUUAAAUCAUUCAUAAAGCAGAACUGCACUGUAACAGCCACAUCUUAAAAACAAGAUUUACAAAUGUGGUGUCAUUGUAAGACAUGAUGUAUUCAAUUCUGAUUUUAUCUCCUUUGGUUUUUCAGUAGUAAGACUGCUGUGCAGAAAUUCUGGUGUUCUCCUCAGCACUUCAAACUGUUUUCCUCCUCAGGCACUUAAACUGAUUCUGUUUGUGAUUUACUCUGUAUUACUAGGCGGUGUAAUAUGCAACUCAUAUGUCAUGUAGCAAACAGGAACAUGGAUUUUUGUUGUUAUUGGUUUACGGACAUCAGCACUGCACAAGCAACUACAAUUUUUUCCAUAUUCACUGAAAAUGUUUUAUCUUAACACCUUGUGUUUCAGUUCCCUAGGGUCCCUCAAAUUAAAUUUUUUUUAAUACAAGUUUAGGCAACUCAUCUCUCUUCUGCACGGUAUGUUUUGUUUAAUUUUGCACUUGUAACACUUAGGGUUGGGGGUAGCUGGUUUUACUGGUGGUGUAUCCUGCUUCUCUGGUGUUGCAGGUGACCCAACAGUAAAGACUCACAACCACCCUAAUAAAUGGCUCUUUUGAUCCUCCUCUACACUCUUACCAGCCUGCACCUGUCUUGCAAAAAUAUCUUUCAUAGGCACAUGAGAUUCAGCUUAAGCACACCAGCCAAUCUGUGUCAGUGAAAUACACUCUUAUUUCACUCUUUUUGCAUUAGCACAGCUCCAGCUCCAGGUUCAUGUCACUACUCUUGUAGUGAAGCAUCUACUUGAUAUGUGCUGUUCAUUGUACCAGGAAAAAUCCUAUUUACUUCCAUUAUGUGCAUUUCUGUUAUUGCAUUUCCAUUUUUGUAAGUGAAUGAUGAUUGUCUUCAUCUUAUAUUGUGUAUAGUUUGUAGAACAAAUGUAUUAUGUUUUCACUAUUUGAUGUUACUGACUGAAGAAUAAUACUUGAAUGUAUUUUUAUUGAAAUUAAUAAAUGACAAAUUUCUGUACUCAUA